This is a messenger RNA of Musa acuminata AAA Group (dessert banana), 1229 nucleotides long. RefSeq names its product abscisic acid receptor PYL4-like. Gene Ontology annotation, molecular function: signaling receptor activity; protein phosphatase inhibitor activity; abscisic acid binding. The record is from RefSeq and is a predicted model, not a curated record. The transcript has a single exon. NCBI's taxonomy places the organism in Eukaryota, Viridiplantae, Streptophyta, Magnoliopsida, Zingiberales, Musaceae. The coding region runs from base 225 to 845 and encodes 206 amino acids. Gene Ontology annotation, cellular component: cytoplasm; nucleus. Gene Ontology annotation, biological process: abscisic acid-activated signaling pathway.
ACACCCCUUCAAGUGCCAUUUGGUCGCAUUGGGUGCAUAAAUAAUGUGCAAUUUGCACUUCAGUAACCAUCAAAUGGUAAGCAAUUUGCACUUCGAUAGACGGAGUUCGGGUUCCAACACACCACUCUAUAUCAGUCUCCCCCUCUUCUAUACCUCUCAACACCCCCGCAAUCAAAACCAAAUUAAAGCACUCGUAUAUCAUCGUCUUUUUUCAGGCAGCUGCGAUGCCUCACUCCUCUUCCAAGCCGUCCCCUCCGCUUCACCGCAUCGGCGGCAAGCCGGGGUCGAUGACCGCCACCGUCGGCGCCUCGGUGCGGUGCAUAGGCCAUGGCGUACCUGACGUGACUUCGCGACACCACGAGCACGCGGUUGGGGCCAACCAGUGCUGCUCGGCCCUGGUGCAGCACGUCGCGGCGCCGGUUGCCACAGUGUGGUCGGUGGUUCGGCGCUUCGACCAGCCGCAAGCCUACAAGCACUUCGUGAAGAGCUGCCACGUGAUCGACGGCGACGGCGACGUCGGGACGCUGCGGGAGGUCCGCGUCGUGUCCGGCCUGCCGGCGGCCACCAGCCGCGAGCGCCUGGAGAUCCUGGACGACGAACGUCACGUGCUCAGCUUCCGGGUGGUCGGCGGGGAGCACCGCCUCGCCAACUACCGUUCGGUGACCACCCUCCACCCGGAGGGGGACGACGGCACGGUGGUGGUGGAGUCGUACGUGGUGGACGUGCCGGCAGGGAAUACUAGGGAGGACACGCGCGUCUUCGUCGACACCAUCGUCCGUUGCAACCUCCAUUCGCUGGCAGGCACCGUCGAGAACCUGGCCAGGUGCCCGCCGGAAACAAAGUAAAUUGCUCUCCCAAGCCUCCCAUGGCUUCCACCACCACCACCACCACCACCACCGUCCCUCUUGCAUGCCCACUUGGAAGGAGACGACGGCAUUGCCGUGCUAUUUAUUAUUGCCGAGCUAAUCAAACAUUGGAAGACUUUGGAGAAACUCCUCCCAACUUGUUUCUAUUUCGUUUUUGUUUUUUGUUUUCCCUCUCCUUUUUAGUCACAGAAGAAGCCGUCGUGGAUGAAAUGCCUUAGCUUAGUUUGUUUAUACAAAAGCCGAAAAAGAUGUUGGUUGUAAUGCGCUACUCAAAGUCUGGGCUUCUUUCUUAUCGUUCUGUUUUUGUGGUCUUGAUUGGCGUAUGUGUUUCCCUGAGCAGUGGAUGAUGACGAGAACUGAGAA